Siniperca chuatsi (mandarin fish) is the source of this 7351-nucleotide messenger RNA. RefSeq names its product sestrin 4 (gene sesn4). Gene Ontology annotation, biological process: positive regulation of macroautophagy; cellular response to L-leucine; negative regulation of TORC1 signaling. The transcript has 10 exons. Gene Ontology annotation, cellular component: nucleus. The record is from RefSeq and is a predicted model, not a curated record. NCBI's taxonomy places the organism in Eukaryota, Metazoa, Chordata, Actinopteri, Centrarchiformes, Sinipercidae. The coding region runs from base 309 to 1613 and encodes 434 amino acids. Gene Ontology annotation, molecular function: L-leucine binding; oxidoreductase activity, acting on peroxide as acceptor.
GCACACUGUUACUGGAGCUGUCAGCUCGGCUCUGGGAAGGUUUUCUCCCCUCUCUCUCUGUCCAGUCUUCAGCUACAGACCGACUGGCAGACUGCAGCCAGCGGCAAGCCUCUUGCCUUUGUUCGCUAGCUUGGAAGACACCAAGAAAAAAGAGGCGCAUCCAUGCAGCAGCACACUUUUUUUGGAAAAUGAUCAUCUGUACGAAUAAAAUGGAGUACCCCCUAAGAACCCAGUGCCAGCGAGUCAACAAACAGACAUGUUUAUGAGAUUACACAAAACACCAGUGUCCUCUUUGUGUGGUGCCAGUGAUGAAAAAUCCCAUCUCCUCAGUCUGUAAAAGAGUGAUGGUGAACGGCGAGAACGAGCGAGUGUCGCUGCUGUUCAUGAAGGCUCUGGUCAGCAGGGGGAGCGUUGACGCCGUGUCCCAGCAGAUGGCCUCUCACCCUCAGUACUUGGAGAGCUUCCUGCGCACACAGCACUACAUCCUGCACAUGGAUGGCCCCCUGCCGCUGCCAUACCGCCAUUACAUCGCCAUCAUGGCUGCAGCACGACAUCACUGCAACUACCUGGUGUACGUGCACUCAGCCCAGUUUCUGAGGGUGGGCGGGGACCCUCUGUGGUUGCAGGGUUUGGAUGCGGCGCCCCCUCGCCUUCGUCUUCUUGACCACAUCAACAAGGUGCUGGCCCACCAACCCUGGCUCACUGCCUGCUCACACAUCCAGACGCUGCUGAAGUCGGGCGAGCAGUGCUGGUCGCUGGCUGAGCUGGUGCAGGCCGUGGUGAUCCUGGCCCACUGCCACUCCCUCUGCAGCUUUGUCUUUGGAUGUGACACAGACUCAGACUUUGUCCCUCUUUCCAAAUCUCCUAACGGUACCCCGCCGACCUUUUGCCCCUUUGAUGCUGCCAACGGCAACGCCAACGUGCCUCAGUCGCUCGCCACUCCCUCCGAACACAUAACGCGACGACGGUCUCUGGACUCCAGUUGUGACAUGGUGUGUCUAAAGGAGAGGAUUCAGAAGUCCCAGGAGGAGCGUGAGAAGAGAGAAGAGCGUCUGCUGCUGCAGACCCAAACACUCCAGCAAACAGAUAUGGAAGAAGAGGAGGAGAUGAUUUGCUUUGCAGACCCGACGCGUUUUAUCACAGACCCUGACUUUUGCUAUCAGGAGUUUGCUCGUAGGGAGGAGGACCACUUUCAAGUAUUUAGAGUUCAGGACUAUUCAUGGGAGGACCACGGCUUCUCCUUAGUUAACAGGUUGUAUUCGGACAUCGGGCAUCUCUUGGACGACCGAUUCAGGAGUGUGACCACCCUCCCCUCGUUGCACAGCCCUGACCUGAAGAGGGCGAUCUGGAACUACAUCCAUUGUGUGUUAGGAAUACGGUAUGAUGAUUAUGAUUACGGAGAAGUGAACCAGUUGCUGGAGCGGGAUUUGAAGUUGUACAUCAAGGCUGUGGCCUGUUUUCCAGAUGCCACCAAAACUCCAGUGUGUCCGCUGAGUUGGGCUUCACUUAAAACUUCAGAACGGAUACACGUGAAUUUACUAAUCAUGGAGGCCCGGCUGCAGGCUGAGCUGCUAUACGCUCUGAGAGCCAUCACUCAGUACAUGAUUGCCUAAGUGCUCGGAGAGGCACAAAGCUAAAACUUUCCGCCGGUACAGAGAGACCCAGAGACACGAGGAUGAAGGAAUCUCAACAGCAGACAGCGAAGUGGGACGAGAGCGGCACUUUUAAGGAGACAGAGCUUCGUCGUUUUGUAGCUGUGCCUCAUGAAUGUGCUUUUCUUUUUCUCAGAUUUAAAGUAGUGUGCCCCCUGUAGAUUCUCUUGUUGUGAAGUCCUCUUAUCAAACAUCUCGGCUCUCGGAGGUUAUGUGCAAUUAUUACUAGAGUUGUUUUAAUUUUUACCUGUUGUUUUGUGUUCCAGCUGUCUGUGAGAAACUGCUUGGUUGUAGCAGUGUGUUUCAGUAGUCAGUACUCUUUUUAGUUUGAUCAGUCUCCUUUUUCUAUUAACUAUGCUUUCCCAAAAAAAAAUCUUUUUGUACAAGUUGAAUGAAUGUUAAUGGGAGACCUUUGUUUUGUUUUUUUCUGGACAAUCCUUGUCAGUGUUGGAGGAGGACAUGAGUGGACCGUGAAAGAAGACAGUUUUGCUCUCCCCAACAUUUCGGAUUAAUGCUGGUCAAGAACAAACACAACGGUGACACUGCUGGAAGUUAUCACAUCACUAUAGUUUCUUUUAAUAAGCACUUUUUUAAACUUUAUAUAUUUAUAAUGCAAGGUAGCUCAUUAGUAGACAUUGAGACGCACAGUGUGUGGGUCUGACGCCUUUCUUCUCCACUGUAUGAGGUGUAACAAAGAUUUUAGACCGUUUGUCUUUAAACUUUCAGACUUUGCUUUUGUUCUCAACCCCAGAUUUUGAAGUGAAGUAACUUGAUCCAAGAUGUUUCAGUGAAUCAUUGGAAGGAUUUUCAAGGUAGUAAUGUUUGUAAAAUACACAAUUUACACCUGAUAAGAAAAUUUGUAACUAAAGAGGUCAGUGAGCUGUUUCCUACAGUGAAGAUUAAGCUGAGCCAUUCACUAAAUGAUUGUUUUGCAGUUUUGUACUAACAUGCUUCAAAAAUGAUCAAAUCAGAGACUGAAUUUCAGACCAAAGGUCAUUCAAAAAAACAUUUCACAACAGUGAAGUGAUGAACUGCAUAGAUGAAUAAUGCCCAGAUGUGGAUCUGCAGUCAUCAUGAAUUGAGGUUGAGUUCAGAUGUUUGCGCAAAGCUUUGUGUCAAAGCUUUUUUUGUGAGCUGUAUCAAAGUUGAUUAUCAAGUCAAAAUCCAUGGUACAAUUUGCAAAGCAGAACAAUGUGCAAACUAGUUGUUAAAAGUCUUUGCGUCUUUUUUAUUUUUACAGUUUUUGUAAACUCGAGUACGAUUUUGUUUAGUUUAGUUUCUGGGUGUGACGGUAGGACCUGCUUGUUGUGCUGCAGCCUGGGUAGGUGUAGAGGAGUGACAGACUGUUUAGAGUUAGGCUAUAGUAACUGCAGGAUGUACAAAAGAAACAGAAGUGCAUAUCGGCAAAAGCGCUGUUAACACAGGUGCCUUCAGGCUAAAACUGUAGUGCUGCUGAAGUGGAAGGAUGUGAGUACUGGAGGCUGAAUGUGGGCUUUGGUUGCAGCUGGGAAACACCUCCAACUGACAAGUGUAAAACUUGGGGCUUUUCCUGCAUGAAUGGGAACUGUUUUUUCUUGGUGUUGGUCAGCACCAUUUCUGAUUAAAUCACGGCUGUGAAUUUCCGUGUUUUCUAUCAGACACCUUCUACAAACCCAGCAAGAGCCUUUGACACAGAUGGAUGUUAAAAAAUGUUCAACAUGAGCAGAUAAAAAAAAAAAGGACAAUUAUUUAAAAAAAAAAAAAAAAAAAAAAAAAAAAGAGAACAAGUGAAAAGACAAAAAAUGUUUUUUGAAAAUGUGAAGAAAUGUUUUCUAUAAAGAUGCUCUAUGAAAAUAACGCCCGUCUACUGUUUUACUUUCGUCUACACAGGAUACCUUAAAGAACCAUACCAGUGUUUUGGGAUGUUUUUGUCCAUUUGCUAAAUAUGAUAAUAUGACCAAAUAUUUUUCUUAAGUAAUCCCUCAGUUUUUAGACUUUUGUACCAUCCAGCCAUUUUCAAUUGUUUGACUACAUGAAAAUCCACUUGUGGAUUUGGCUGAAUUAGCUAAUCCAUCACAGGGCAUCAUGUUUACUGUCAAAUUUAACUAUAUUGCCCAAAAUUACAAAUCGCAACUUGGCCUCCAAGGCUUGUAAAAUGUAAAAUAUAAAGUUGUAGCGCCAUCCACACUGCACACAGAAAGUAUAAAAUGGUAAUACGGUUGUAAUUAAAGAGUGAUUUGAAGAUGUCCCUCGCCAUCUCAAUUGGGUCAAGUCUGCAAGCUGAUAAUGAUUUCACAGACUGAAAUAAUAUGAAACCAGUAGUUGUCAGGAAGGGAAGAAAGUUUAAAGAAGAUUUAAUGCAAAACUUCCUCUUUUUGUUAACUUUGACAGCUUUUCCUUGCUAAGCGGCAGUGGACUGACAAAAAACAGAAUAUUGCUCUAAAAACAAACUUUGGAAAGCACCUAUUUGAGUUAUUAAUUUAAUUGGCAAACUGCUGAAGCCUUAUUAUAGGUUUGGUAGAACUUUGAAAUACAUUUUUGUAGAGAUCCCUCCCUAAUGCGAUUUCAAUGUAAGUGAUGGGGCACAAAACCUACAGUCCUUGUUCUGUGCAAGCUGUCCAGGAAAACAAAAAGAGUAAGUUUUGCAUUAAAAAGACUAACUUUGGAAAAUAUCCGCUUGAUAUCACUAAGUCACACUACUGAAGUCUUAUAUUUGAUUUGGCUAAACUUUGGAAUACACAGAGGGAAGACUGUGGAUUUUGUCCCCCAUCACUUACAAUGAAAUCGCAUUAGGGAGGGAUCUCUUCACAGCCAGCAUGGAGAGGAGGAAUGAUUACAGUGACCAAAAACUCUUUCAGUGUAUGCAUGGGAGUAUUAUUUCAAGACAGACUUGAAAAAAUGUAAACCUAUUCUUUAAAAACCUAAAACUGUAAGUUUGUAAAAUACAUGUGAUUUAUCAUGAAGCCAAAACCAGCAGAAAUGUGUAUAAUUGGUUCAGUCCUUACGGCACAUGUAGUAGCAAGGAAACAUGAAAUAUUUCAAAAGUGCCUUUCACUUUUAUAUUUUUAUUUAAAUCUUAAUAACCUCCAGUAUAUUGUACAUUUAUAUAUGCUGCUAUAUGUAGUUCCAGUAUUUGUGGUUGGAUACUGAGUAGUUGUAUAACUAUAAAACAGCGUGCUCUAGUGGCAGACCUGCAGAACUGAACACAGUCUGACUUCAAACAAACGCCUGUCAGAAGCAUUUAAAAGUCAGUAACUUUGCACCCAACAAGUCAGAAAAAGUGGGUUAAACAGUUUAUUGAAUUUCUUUCUGCUGUUCAGAACUGUUUGUCAUUUCUGGCCGACUUUACAAUGUGUAAAGAAAGAAAAAGAGUGGGGGGGGAGAAACACUAUCAACAUUAAUCAAAAAUCAUAACAUAAUUCGCUUAUGCACAACUUAUCAUAACCUGUCCACCCACCCUCCCCUAUGGAAAUAAAAAACCCACCCGUGCAGAAUACUAAAAUGCUGUAUCAAAUGGGGCAAUAUUAAAUUUCAAAACAAACAUACAGGGACUAACUGCUAAAGAAAACUGAAGAACAAAAUAUGUAGUUAGUUGUAAUUACAUAGAAGGGGGAGAUACAAGGGAAGUAAUAACGCAACACCCCCACCCCCCUUUAGGAGGCAACAGUAAACUAGAGACAUCAAGACCUGGUGCAGCAGAUUCUCACAAACCAAGCAGCACCACUCCUUUUACAUGCUGCAGUUCGUCCUAUCAGCUGUUAAAACACCUGGACAUUAGUUCAGAAAAACUGGGGGGUUGUUGCAUAUACAACUUUCUAAAAUAAUUACAUGUUAUGACUAAAAAUAAUAAGAAAAUCAUGCAGUUUGAACAAGCCAGUCUUCUGUUUCCAGAUCUAUUUAAGUGACCAGUUUAGAUUGGGGGCAUCAUUUAUAUAAAAACAUUAAAACUGUUGAUUCAUAACACCAAAUCAAGAUCCUUGUGCUGUAUACAGAAAAUUCAAAAGGCCCUGAUAUGCACCCAUUGCAUCAUUACGUACUCCUGGAUACGUCACAAAUGACAUCUAGCACCAUUCAAAAAGAGAAAUGAAAAAAAAAUUUGUGGGAGAAAUAAAAGUAGAGUGCUUUGUACAAAUUAGAGGCUUAACAUAUUGACAUAGCUACAGUGAAAUGAUGAAUAUUAAGAGUUUAAACUGCAGGGAUGUUAUUCCUGAUCACAAAAAUGUCGACGGCUGUGAACAAAGUAAUUAAAUACAAACACAAAACACACAAUUUUGAGGGGGGGUAAGAUGAUAAAAUAAUAAAAGUCCAUCUUGCUACAGAGUAACGUCAUGCUAUAGUGUUUUAAAUAUUGGCAGUCAAAAAAAAAAAACCCCAAGGGAUAGGCUUGUGCUGAUAUACAUGGCUGGAGAGAUAGAAUACAUUUCAAUAAAAAGGGAAGUCAAAUUUGAGAUCAACUCAACAGAAACGUCUCCAGGAAAACAAAACAAAAGACGCGGUGUGUUGGUUUCCAGUCUGUAGAAACAGAAAUGUGUAAAAUAAAUAUAGUUUUUGCUGUUGUCACGUGAUCUGAUUACGUCUGUGCAGAGUUGUUUUCCUGUUGUCUUUUCUUCAGAGCGACCCUGAGAGGUAACGGUUGUAUUAGUCUCGUUUUGAGAUGAGAUUUCGACGGCUUGUUGAAAAGUGGGACGAUAAAAGGUUGUUGUCUUUUCGUCGUGCCACAUUUCAGAGCAUAUUUUUUCUUUUACUUGGAUUCACAAUGAAUGCGGAAAAUAAUGAGGCAGAUCAUUGGGAAUUUUAGUUAGAAUGGUCAAGUAUUGAUGCACUUUGCCUCACGCGUCUUUCAAAGCCAGAUUUAAUGUUACAGGCAUCUUUUGCAAAAGCUUAUGUACACCGAGAUACUGUGUCCGGCCCAAGCUCUCCCUAAAUGCCAUGCGAAUGCAAAUAUUAGUGUUCCUUUGGUUAUGUAAAAAAUCUACAUGCAUCUCAUCCUUUACAAAAAUAAAAAGUAUAGAAAAUUACCAUUAGAAAUGAUCUGAAAAUGCUUCUUCCAAUGUAAAAAAACAUCACUUGUCAUUAGUAAUAUAUUCAUAUGUAUUAAUAUCUCAUUUAUUACCUCCAUCUAAAUUGUAUAUUAAAACUAUAAUCAAAUAUAUUCUUUUUUUUUGUACUUCUCACAGAGUGAAUUAAUUUCUCGAACUAAAUAACUGAAGUACUGAAUAAUUAAAGUGUGAGAGGAUAUUCUGACAUGAAGCAGCCACGUCCCCCUCAACAAAAUAUCAGGAAAAUGUUAAAUAGCAAAACCCUUCAAGAACUGAUUUUUCUAAUUUCCUUCAAGAUUUCAUUUAGUUCUCCUUAUAAAUCUGCAUAGCGUCUCGUCGUGUACAUGUGCAAGGUGUACAUUAAAUGUCUUUUACAGGAUUUAUACUCUCUUUUUAAUGAAAUGGUGUAACCUAAUGUGGAUGUAUUCUCCUAGUUUGGGGUGCCCGUGUUGCAGGAAACCUAAGUGCUUUGAAAAUGCACAGAUGAAAAAAAGAAUCAGGUAGAGCAUUUGACAGUGGAGGCAUACUGCUGUCUGAGACAAUAUAAUACUUGGCCAACCAAUCACUUGUUGGCAAAUAAAUUUACCCUUGAAUGCCCUGUGUAGAAAUUCACAAAUCACAUUUCUUCAUUUUGUUAGUUUAACUGCACAUCAGGGAUUAAAAAAAAAAAAAAAAAAAAAA